Molecule: messenger RNA, 3252 nt
Organism: Penicillium verhagenii
Lineage: Eukaryota; Fungi; Ascomycota; Eurotiomycetes; Eurotiales; Aspergillaceae
Exons: 8
Coding region: 1-3252 (1083 amino acids)
Source: RefSeq, a predicted model, not a curated record
AUGACUCGCAUCUUUCUAACGGGCGGCUCCGGCUAUAUUGGUGGACAGGUACUCCAUACACUUCAGUCAACACACCCCGAGUAUGAAUGCAUUGCUCUCCUACGUGACAGUGAAAAGGCUGCUACUGUCUCAAAAACCUACCCUCGCGUCCGUAUUAUUCUGGGUGACCUCGACUCUACAUCGCUGAUCGAGGAAGAAGCCCGCCAAGCCGAUGUGGUCAUCAAUGCUGCUACUUAUAAGCAUCAGCCCAGCAUUGAAGCCAUUGCUCGUGGCCUAGCCAGCCGCUCCACGCCUGGGCAUUGGAUUCAAAUAUCCGGUGCAAGCAUUCUUUCAAUCCCAGAUAUCGUGAACAAACGCUUUGGAGAGGCGUCUGGCAAACUCUAUGACGAUGUCAAUGAUGCCUCUGAGAUUCGCGACAUAAUUAAACACAACGCAAACACCCGAGUGGCAGAUAACUACCUUGUCAACCUCGCAGGCCCCAAGACAGCAUUGAUCUUUCCUCCCAUAAUCUACGGUCAAGGAGAGGGUCCCGUCAACCAACGCAGUAUUCAAAUCCCAGAGCUUUCUCGAGUGGCGAUUCAGACACGGCAAACCGUUCAAGUGGGUAAGGGCGAAAGCACCUGGAGUAACAUCCACAUCUCGGAUCUAGCCAACGUAUUUGUCGGCUUGGUCGAGAAGGCAGUUGAGGGCGACGAUAAUUCUCUGUGGAAUCAUGAUGGUCUCUACUUUGUUGGUAAUGCCGAUGUGUUGUCAUUUGGCGAAAUUUCUCAGCUGGUAGCUGAGACAGCUCAUGGUCUUGGUUUGACUGACUCAGCUUCAGUCAAGAGCGUUGGUGGCAGCGAUGCUGAUGAGUUGACUGCCAAGGGUAGCGUUUUCUGGGGUACCAAUGCUCGGCAACACUCUCAGAGGGCAGCCAGAUUUCUGGGAUGGAGCCAAAAGGCCCACUCGCUUAAGGAAGAGAUUCCGACUACUGUGAAGGUGAUUCCAGCAAUAAUUCAGAAAUGGCAAGGUCCACACGAGCGCGUACCCGCCGAUCUCACAUUUUGGGCGGAUGUGUUACCUGCAGGCGUCGACACGUCAAAUGCGAUCAAAGACGGCCCGUGUGUCGCACUUGUCGGAAUAUCGGUGCUCCAUGUGAGGGAUUCUCUGAUCAGCUUCUUUGGGUGCAUGGGGAUCAUAAUGCGGAGGUGGCAGAAGAUGGACCCCGGGCGACUCGUCGGCAUCUCUACACGGAAGGACCGUCUAUCUAUGACUGCUCAUCUAAAAAGCAAUCUUCUUUCUGGUUCAAUUGACCUCUCACUAGCCGAAAUCGAGCUAAGAUCUCGAGACUGCGAUUAUGCGACAGAUGACAAUGUUGUCAUUGGGCCUUUUGGAGUGCUCAAUUUCGCUUCCAACACAGAAACACAAGAUCAGCCGCCCUCUGAGUUCUUAUCCCAAAUAGAAACUCAACCUUUAGUUGAACCCUCUGUCUUGCAGGAGGAUGGAGCUUUUACGGUAGACCCUGGUCCAGUCAUGGCUUCGGCAGAUGCUGUCGUCACAGAAGGAAUCCAGGAUACUAGCCCGCAUUCGAUCAUAGAUUCUCUAUCAGGGAUGAACGAUUUUCUUCACUGGUCUGACUUACUAAGUUUUGAUAUUGAUCCGUCAGGAUUAGCAAAAUAUCCCACUUUGAGCAUGCAGCCCGACAUGUCGAUUGAUCUCGACAACGAGACAGGUUUGAUGCCGCUCACUUCCAGUACGAACAAUGGAUCCAUGACACAUUUGCUUUCCGAUCAAACGUCAAUUGAUUUGGUAUCUGCUGUACCCGAUCUUCUUCACAAUGCCCAAUUCCUGUUGAAGCACUUCCAAGAUGUCGUGAUACCCCACAUUAUGGCAAUUCCUUUUGGACUCAAAUCACCAUGGAAGAUGUUGAACUUACCUGCUGCGGUAGUCACUUUUGGCGACUCUACUUUCCUUGGGACGGAUGGUGUCAGUCACGCCCGGCUUGCCAAUCUCUUCGGAAUUAUUGCCUGCUCUGCUCUAGAUUUGGCUUUGAGGCCACAUGAUGGAAUAUUGGAGUCCAGUGAUCAUUGGCACUAUACUGCAACCCAGCUGUACCAAAACGCAAAAGACCACAUGCAGAUAUCACUGCAACAUGAAACUCAAGGUCCAAGGAAAGCCAAAUAUAAGGACCAGCUGAUGUCUGCAAAUAUUUUAACACAAUAUGCGAUCUUGUCAGGGCAGCAGCAGCAUGCACGUUGUUUUUUAAUAGAUGCCGAGCAGCUUCUACGACUUCGUGGGUUGUCUAAAACCCGAAUUUCCAAAAAGGCCCGUCUUUUGCAUCAUGUCUACACAUGGUUAAGAAUUCUUGGAGAGAGCACCUUCGUUCUUCACGACUAUGGCCUAUCCUAUUCAUGUCUCGAUAAUCUCGGAUCUUCAAGUCAAACUCAUGCACCUAGAGCCAUUGGGGAUGCUAGCCCUGUACAAAGCGAGCCUAAUCCACGUCUUGAUGACUUUCUUCGCCUGGGGAAUCAAAAUUCCGAUAAUGACCUCAAUAUCGACGAGCCCAAAGAUCGCGCAUCUGGAUACAAUGAUAUCCAUCUACACGACUCCCGCAGCUUUUCUGAGCAGCUUUACAAGCAAAUAUAUGGCAUUCCGGAAACAUGGCUCAGUCUCAUAUCACAAACAACCAGACUCGCAAACGUCAUGGAAACUUUCAGAGUCGCCAGAAGCUCGGGUAAGGCCGUUAGCAUGGAGGUCUGGGAAAAGUUACAGCGCCGAAGUAUGCGAUUGGAGAAUAUGAUCUGCUCGUUGAACUUAGGCCGUAACAGAGCACAUUCUACCGACCUGCAAAGUCUUUCUAAGCCCCACGCCUGUAUGCUGGAAGCGUUAAACCAGGCACUUAUGAUCUUCUUUUAUCGCCGCAUUCGCAACGUCCACCCUGCUGUAUUGCAAGGGCAUGUUGACAACGUUAUCAAUGCAUUAGAAGAGUGCAAUGACACAUUGUCAAAGGAUGUGCAAGCCGGUCCUGGAACUGCUUGGCCGAUUUUUAUUGCGGGAAGUGAAGCCCUCACCAACACAAGGCGAGAGGGUAUCUUGAGAUGGCUGGAUAACGCAAGUUCAAAAUGUGGAUGCACUUCAUUUGCCACGGCGCGAGACGUCAUGAUGAAGGUUUGGCGAAUGCAAGAUGAACACCUGAUAGAGAACCGGGGAGACCCGAUGCUAUCGUGGACUGAUGUUGUUAAAAAAGAACAGAUAUGGCCCUUAUUCUUUUGA